GACCGCCUGGGCCGCCGCGACUCUUCUGUACGUUGCAGCUCCUGCAAUGGUUGGUGCCAUCUCCGCUGCAGUGACCUCGCCAACCCUGACGAUUGGUCGCUCGCCUUCGCCUGCCCCAGGUGUCCCGUGUCUCUACCUGCCCUUCCUGCAUUCCACACAAAUGCUCAAGUUUUUAACCUGGCCACACCGCCUAGCUUUAAGCUGCUACAGUUCGGCAUCAACGGCCUACUCGGCAAACUUGACCUGCCACUCGCAUUCGUGCGUUCGCACAGCAUAGCUGCAGCGGCUAUCUAA
This is a messenger RNA of Dibothriocephalus latus, 294 nucleotides long. The record is from the annotation of a GenBank genome assembly. Lineage: Eukaryota; Metazoa; Platyhelminthes; Cestoda; Diphyllobothriidea; Diphyllobothriidae.